Messenger RNA from Spinacia oleracea (spinach), 1616 nucleotides. Its product is annotated as nuclear transcription factor Y subunit A-3. Bases 382 to 1233 code for a protein of 283 amino acids. Gene Ontology annotation, molecular function: DNA-binding transcription factor activity. The record is from RefSeq and is a predicted model, not a curated record. The transcript is spliced from 6 exons. Lineage: Eukaryota; Viridiplantae; Streptophyta; Magnoliopsida; Caryophyllales; Amaranthaceae. Gene Ontology annotation, biological process: regulation of DNA-templated transcription.
GCCCAAUAAAAUAAUGUAUAGAAAAAGGAGACUGUGGUGGGAUGAUAAUGGUGAAAUUCAGCAUUUUAGGCUUUUGAGGAGAAGUUGAAGGUGGGUUUAUUUUUUUCUUUGGCGCUUUGAAAUAGCCAACAAUCCGUCGCUUUUGGAGUUUCUUUGCUUAUUAUUGGCUCGUUUUAUACAGUAAAAGCCCAAGCUUUCCUCCGGAAAACAGAUUUACAGAGAGAGAAAAUUUUGGAGAUAUCUUCAAAAUUAAAGUUGUAACAAGAAGCAGUUAUCACUUACGGAUUAUCAGUUAUCGAGGACUCAUUUACCUUUGACUGAGGGGCCAUUCGUAGACCAAGUUGUCCAGUGUUUUCUUUAUCAGAGGAUUCAAGCUUGAAAAUGGGAGUUGCUGCUCAACGCUAUCAGGGCGCAAAGUUGUUGGAUUUUUCAUUCCAAGAUCAGGAUUCAUGUUCAACUCAAUCAACGGAUCAAUCUAAUACCAGCUCUGCUAGUUUUGGAGAAAAUGACCUUCAUACUCAAAGCAUGAGUUUUGCGCAAUCAGGUUAUAACACAACUCAUGGGAAACAUGAAAGUGGCGAGUAUAAAUUCAACUUCUCAACUGGAACUCAGAACUACACCUUACCUCCUCUACAGACUGAUUAUAACCAUGUCUUUCCUCAGUUUGCAGUCACUUUUCCUGAUCAACAUUUCAAUAGUAUAGUGCCAACAUAUGCGCCUCAAGCUGUGAUGAUGGGAAUUAUGCCAACCCGAGUUCCACUUCCUCUUGAUUUUUCAGCAAGCGAGCCCAUUUAUGUCAAUGCAAAGCAGUACCAUGGUAUCUUAAGGAGGAGACAGCAUCGUGCUAAACUUGUGGCACAAAACAAACUUGCCAAAAAUCGGAAGCCAUAUCUUCAUGAAUCCCGACAUCAACACGCUCUGAAACGGACUCGAGGAUCCGGUGGCCGGUUUCUUAACAUGAAAAAGCUCCAAGAAUCAAAUCCUGCUGUUUCGGGCCACAAGGUUUCAGGCAGAAUUUCACAUCAACUGUCUGGUAGUAAGGCACCAGGAUCUGAAGUUCACUGGCAAGAAAACUACGCGAAUUCAACGUCCACGAAUUCUUGUUCAGAAGUAACUAGUACCACCUCAACCAGUGAUGAUAUUUACCAUCCACUGGAAUUUAGGUUUUCUGGCUACUCAUCUGCGUUCGGGGAAACUCUGCAAGGUGGUGCAAGAAUGGAGAACUAUAUUUGAGGCUAUUAAAAAAAAAGAAAAAAGAAAAACAGCAUCCCGGAUUCCCGGUUAGUCCUCUGGUUGAUAAACCAUCAGGAGGAGAUUUCGGUUGCUGAUCGAUCGUUAUUCCUUAAAGGGGAAGUCAUCCUUGGCUCAGUUACUUUCUGCUUUGUCUUCACUUUUAUUAAUUAAGCUGUCAUAAUUUUAAGCUCAUAGAUUAUGGAUGUAGUUCUUUCUAUUUGCUUUCUUGAUGGUGUGAAAAAUAUAAUUGGUAUUGAAGAAAGCGGAUUAUUGACGCAUAAUUGUUGUUUGUAUUAACUGAGACUCUGAUUAAAGGCUAUGCUGCCUGUUGGACAUAAUUAAAGCUUGGAAAACUUGAACUAAUUUUUAUUUUUGAUUGUGAA